Molecule: messenger RNA, 1620 nt
Organism: Erigeron canadensis
Lineage: Eukaryota; Viridiplantae; Streptophyta; Magnoliopsida; Asterales; Asteraceae
Product: glycosyl hydrolase 5 family protein-like
Exons: 3
Coding region: 1-1620 (539 amino acids)
Molecular function (GO): hydrolase activity, hydrolyzing O-glycosyl compounds
Source: RefSeq, a predicted model, not a curated record
AUGGAGAACGCCAUGAAGAUUGUUCAUUUUUCGAUUCUGUUGCUAUUUUUUGUAGCAAAGCUGUAUCGUUCUCUCCCUUUAUCGACAAAAUCAAGAUGGGUCGUUGAUGAGUUGACAGGUGAGCGAGUCAAGUUUAAGUGUGUAAACUGGCCUGCUCAUUUGAAACCCAUGUUAGCCGAGGGGCUAGACAAGAGGCCGCUAAGCCUCAUUGCAAGGCAUGUUGCUUCGUUGGGGUUCAAUUGUGUCCGUCUCACUUGGGCUACACAUAUGUUUACCCGUUAUAGUAACAAGACAGUUAUGCAAUCUUUCCGUGAUUUGAACCUUAUAAACGCAAUCAACGGUCUUCAGAGGUAUAAUCCUCACGUUUUGGAUCUUACGGUGGUUGAUGCACUAACGAUGGUGAUAAAUGUGAUUGCGUCUUAUGGACUCAUGGUCGUGCUUGAUAACCAUGUGAGCGAACCAAUGUGGUGUUGUUCCAAUAAUGAUGGUAAUGGCUUUUUCGGUGAUGAGUUUUUUGACCCAGAAGAGUGGGAGCGUGGUUUAUUUAUCGUGGGAGAACGUUAUAGGAAUACAAAAAUGGUUGUGGCUAUAAGUUUACGGAAUGAACUACGUGGGAGACGUCAAAAAUGGGAUGAAUGGUAUCGAUGGGUUCGUAGAGGUGCAACAACGAUCCACAAUACUAACUCUAACGUGCUAGUCAUCAUUCCGGGUUUACACUAUGAUCUUGACUUUAGCGCAUUAAAAACCAAUCCUUUAGGACUAGAUGAGAGAUUAUCAAACAAGAUAGUAUACGAAACACACAGAUACUCAUUUACGGCCGGGCAAGCGAGAUGGCUACGUCAACCACUUAACCAAGUAUGUCUAAGUAUCAUUCGUGAUACAUAUAAGAACGUCGGCUUUUUAACAACGGGGCCAAAUCCAGCCCCGUUAUUUAUAUCCGAGUUUGGCGUAAACCUAAUGGGCACGAACCGGGCCAACAACCUUUUCUUACCUUGUUACAUGGCUUAUUUGUCUGAAAUGGACUUGGAUUGGGCCUUAUGGUCUUUACAAGGAAGUUAUUACCUUAGACAAGGGAUCCAAAAUAUGGAUGAACCAUAUGGACUCCUAAAUAAUGAUUGGACUGGACUAAGAAAUCCCGAUUUUAACAGGAAAUUGUAUCUUGUCCAACAAAUUCUGCAAGUUCCAAAAUUGACAUCAAGUAACUACACAUUUAUGUAUCAUCCGUUGACCGGACUUUGCCUAAAGUCGGGCUUAAUGAGCCAAGUCAUAGGUGACGAAUGCUACACGCUGACAGAAUGGAGUCACGUUGGUGAUUGGAAUCCAAUCCAGCUAUCAAGUACCAAGUUGUGUAUGAUGGUGGUCGGAGAUGGGCUUCCAGUGAAGUUAACAACGGAUUGCUUCACCAAAAGGAGUACAUGGAAAUUGAUACCAAAUUCUUUUCAAAUCUCGAGCAAAGACGAAAAUGGUGUGGAUCUUUGUCUGGACCUUGAUCUAAAUAAUAAUAACUCGACAAUCUUGAGCAAGAAAUGCAUAUGUGGAGGAGCUAACUCGUCUAAAUGCCUUGAAAAUCCUCAAAGUCAAUGGUUUCAGUUCGUUUCUACUAAUAGUAGAUCCUUAUAG